This is a messenger RNA of Beauveria bassiana ARSEF 2860, 6081 nucleotides long. Its product is annotated as SH3 domain-containing protein. The transcript has a single exon. Gene Ontology annotation, cellular component: cytoplasm; plasma membrane. Lineage: Eukaryota; Fungi; Ascomycota; Sordariomycetes; Hypocreales; Cordycipitaceae. Gene Ontology annotation, biological process: small GTPase-mediated signal transduction. Bases 1 to 6081 code for a protein of 2026 amino acids. Gene Ontology annotation, molecular function: small GTPase binding; guanyl-nucleotide exchange factor activity. The record is from RefSeq and is a predicted model, not a curated record.
AUGCCCUGGCAUCCGCUUCCGCGCAUCGCCUUUGCGGUUGCAACUUUUCCCUUCACCGCCCAACAACCUGCCGACCUCCCCCUCGAAAUUGGCGAUGAGCUGUAUAUCAUUGAAGAGACUGCCGACGGCAACUGGCUGAGGGGCUAUCUUGUCGCCCCUCCCAGCCUUCUUGCAGGCCUGACAUCUGUCCAGGGCCAAACGCUCGAGGCUAGAGUCUUCAGCGGCAUCUUCCCUCGCAGCUGCGUCGAGGUUCGAGAGAUGCUCGGCGAAUCCGACGACGGGGACCAACAUACCACCCAAGAUGACCAAGAUCCCCACGCAAACAAUGACGAAUCACGGCAAGAUGAGAACGGGUCCGAAGACUCGGCCAAGGGGGGACUCGAGAGUGAUGUCGAGAACAUUCACAAACAAUCCAAGACAGUAGCCCCGCGCAAUUGUCGAGCACCUUUACAGGAACUUUCCAACGGCAUCACUGCAAAGCUUUCAGUGCCCGUUGAACGUGACCCGAAUAUGCCACGCCCUCCAGCGCCAGUACCAAUGCUCAAAAUUGGCGACGAGACGCCCACAUCAGCAUCCGAGCCCUUGAUUGACGAAAUCUCAUCAUGCCUGCGCGAAUGGCAUUCCAAAAAUCUCCACCAACUCCUCCUCGCCAGGGAAUACGCAAAGCUCGACAAACUCUCUCAGCUCAUCACAAAACUCAAUCUGCACCGUCAACAGUUCCUAUACAAUGUCCUCACCUCUCGCGAGUACGAGAUUCUCCGCGAAAAGACGGUAUGGGAUUUGGUGCAGGUCAACAAGCUUUGUGGUGGUGAAGUCAUUGUGCGCGACCCCGGUGCGCGCGGCCGCAUCUUAACUGGCGAAGACUCUGUCGUGGCCCUCACAGAGCUCCAGUCCAGCAUGAGCGUUCUUGAUGAGCCCCCUAAGCCAACAAUUGAGCUUGCCAGCCUACACCAUCUGCUGCUGGAUGUCAAGGGUUUUGCUGGCGCUUCUACAGAGGAAACGUGCCUUGUUGCCUACCUGGCCAGCAAGCCGCACCAUGACAAGCCCACAAGCCUCUCCGAAGCCUUCAGCAUCGACGUCCCUGCUGGGCGCACCAUGGGUAGCCUCAUGCAAGAUGGUGCUACGCGAACACUGUUCACCGAUUUGUCCAGUCUUGACUUCGGUGACGUAGCUGCCCCCGAAUCAGAUCUCUAUUUGGUCAUCAAAGUGCAGUCUCCACAAAGAAUUGAAAUGCUGCCUCCCUCAACUAGAGCCGGAAGCUUGGGGGAUAACUACUACACUCGAGAGCAUACCAAGUCACUACCCAUCGGUGGUAAUAAGGGCUCAAGAAGAAGUUUCAUGUGGGCCGCUAAAUCCACGAGGUCAACUUUUUCGCGAGGCUCACCAGCCGCCAAAACGGAUGCUGUGAAUGAACAGCGGGUAGACCGACCCUACUCCAACCGCACAGCAAGCCGCGAUGAUCACGCCCCCCCCAGCACUGCUGGCUCGCAAGCUAGCGUGAUAGUCGACGAGGUUCAAAUGGCCCAGCGCACCGUUGGUGUUGGCGUUAUGAAACUCAACCCCAUCAUGAAGCAAGACGAAGAGGUCGAGCAUGUCAUUAGUAUCUGGGCGCCCUCCGCAAGACCCAUGACCGACAAAGAUAUGGGUGAAGAAUGGAAUCCGAUCAUUCGGGAAAUAAUGGGUAACUCAUCAGAGUCAUUCGAGAGAGCGAAACGUGGCGAACGACUUCAGGUAUCGCUCAAGGCCUUUGACCACCCAGACGCGGACGCUCUCAUCAAGGCCACGCCAACAAUUUUAUCCGGGGUCUCCAAGACUAGUAGGAUCGGAUUUUCUGGCGCACCAACGCGGCCCAGAUCCGAUAUUUACCUCACAAUCAAUACGGCGGCUCUUGCAAAGCAGAAUCUCCUCUCUAGAUACGGGGGAAGCGCUACCAGUAUGCCUCCCGGAAUGCAGGCUUCUAAUUUACAGGUGACGCUAGAGGUUCGACAGCGAUCCGGAACAAAGAUUGAAAACUGCAUCUUUCCAUCCUCGAAUAGCAGCGGCUUGACUACUUUCAAAUCUGCUGCCACUGAGCGUGGUGAGGCAUGGAAUCAAACACUGCGCCUAUCGCUGCCUGCGGACGAUGUUGCCACCGCCCAUGUUGUUAUGUUUAUCAGCGACAUGCCAAGCCCCCCAUUCGCUGUCGCACAUAUACCUCUUUGGGACCGGGAAGCGUUCAUUCGCGAUGGGCCGCACGGCCUGCUGCUCUAUAAAAUAGAUGAGCAUACCUCAACAGCGCAGGCAGGACCAACAGGUAAAGGCGGAUAUCUGUCCACUGUCUGGGCACCAAGAGGUAGAGACGAGCGCUCGGUCGAAGUGACCGGCCCGCUUGCAUUACUUCUUAUCGAAACAUUUCUGUGCAGUACGCGUUUCUCGCAAGACCGUGUCAUUCUUGGCCUUCUGAAAUGGAGAGAGCUGUCUCAGGAGGACCUGGCCGCCGUUCUGCGCCAGAUCAACUUUGUGCCUGAGAUCGAGAUUGUUAAGCUGCUUGGCGACGUUCUGGACAGCUUAUUCGGUAUAUUGGUGGAGCACUCUGGUAAAAAUGAGUACGAAGAUCUUGUCUUUACGGCUUUGGUCAGAGUCUUGGGCAUCGUUCACGAUAGACGAUUUAACCUGGUUCCUCUGGUAGACCAGUAUGCCGAGAAGCAGUUCAAUUAUCCGUUCGCAGCUUCUUGUCUUGUUCGUGCCCUUGCGCGUCUGCUCCAGCACCCAACAGAAACCGAGACCGCCCGAAAGCUGAGAUCUACUUUCAAGAUUGUCAGGCACAUCCUCAAGUUCAUUACCCAAGCACGCAGUCAACAGCGAGCCAAGGAGGCAGGCAUUGGUAUCAAGACUUCGGCGCAGGGUUUCACGAAGCAGCUUCGAUCAAUUUUCAAAGCCCUUGAAGAAAUGAUGCGAAACCCGGCCCCUGUUUUGGUUGGUAGCCAGACGCUAGUUGUACAACACUUUCACACGUGGCUUCCUGAGCUCACUAGUAUGCUUACAGCUGAAGAGAUUCUUCAUAUCGCCAUUGACUUUAUGGACUCUUGCACCGAUGUCAAGGGUAAGUUGACCUUGUACAAACUUGUCCUCAUUAUCAACUAUUCCAAGCUGGAUAUUUUCAGCCACCCUGACCAGAGAUCCGCACUGAGCGCCAAUACUGUUCGCUGGAUUAGUCCUCAUUGGGGUCACUGCCCGGACAUGACUGACCAGUGGAGAAACCAAAUCCGACUAUGCUGCUCUAUCCUUGCCAAUCAGCUGGACUACAUCGGCCCUGAAAUCCCGGAUCACGCGCCCAGAGUCAUUGACUCUUACCUAUCCAUUCUGGCGUCGCCUCCGCCCGCAAGAAAGAAACUGUCACUCCUGUUUCCCUCGUCCUACCCGUUUCCGACGAAGUCAACGGCUCAUAAUAUGGAAUUUGACGAAUCUUUGGCCGAAUUGUCCGCCAUUUUGUCGGCGAUCUCAAGCUCGCCCGCAGGAAUGCAGCUAGAAUUGGCAGACAGCGACAUUCAGACCAUGUUAGAGAAUGUUCUCCAGGUACAAAUGAGUAUCCUGAAAGGCGAGGCAUUCCCCGAAGGCUGGCUCAGUGUACACAUCUAUCAUCACAAGUCUGCCAUGCGCACACUCCAAUACUUGGCGUCAAUCUUGCUGGAGACUUUCCUACCUCAUCCGGAUGAUGCCGAAAGUUUCAAUACCGAUCUAUGGAGGUUGUUUUUCGAGACGUUACUGAAACUCGUAGGUAGCCCAUCGCUUGCCUUGGAAACUUUCCCCGAGCAAAAAAGACGAGCUGUUUGGAAAAUCGCUGGUGAUGUGCGCGAGGAUGGAGCUGCUCUGCUACGUAGAACGUGGGAGGCCAUCGGAUGGGAAGCAAGCAACGAAGAACGCACCAGGUACGGACUGGCCAAGAUGGGCGGUUAUCAAGUGCAGUAUGUUCCCGGCCUGGUUGGACCAAUCGUGGAGCUGUGCUUGAGUGUUCAUGAGGGCUUGAGGAGAAUGGCCGUUGAGGUAUUGCAAACUAUGAUUGUCAGUGAGUGGACUUUGAGCGAGGAUCUCUCUGUCAUCCAGACGGAAAUGGUGGACUGUCUCGACACUUACUUCAAGACCAAGCCUUUGACAGAGAGUGUUUUGCAGAAGCUUUUCCUGGGGGAACUGAUGGAGAGAUUUGCUGCCCUUUCUGGAGAUGACGAGUCCUUGACGGAGGCUCUUCAGGAUCUAACUGGAACUUUGGAUGAGUUUUUGGAUCUCUUGGUUGCUGUGCACAGCACGGACAAUGGAAAUGGAGCUUCGGACAUUAUCAACCGGCUUCGACUGAUGGAGUUUCUUCGAGAUAUGCAAAAGGAGGAGAUAUUCGUGCGAUAUGUACACCAGCUGGCCAGCCUGCAGGCCGAAACGCGCAACCAGGCCGAGGCUGGUCUCGCGCUGCGGUUGCACGCCGAGCUAUAUGACUGGGACCCGAAUCGAGAGACUGGCGCAAUGACAGAUCCAGACUAUCCGGCCCAAACGCACUUUGAGCGCAAGGAAAGGAUUUACUUUGAUAUGAUUAAGCAUUUCGAAGAAGGCGAGUCGUGGAGCAACGCACUCACAGCCUACAAGGAGCUUCAGGCGCAGUACGAAACAAACAUUUAUGAUUUCGCCAAGCUUGCACGGGCCGAACGCGCCAUUGCCACCAUUUACGAAACUAUUUCAAAGAGCGAAAGGCUGGUGCCGAAAUACUUCAAGGUCAUUUACCGUGGCCUUGGCUUUCCAACAACUCUUCGCGACAAGCAAUAUAUUUUUGAAGGCUCUCCAGGCGAACGGGCUGCAGCGUUUACAGACAGGAUGCAAGAGCAGUAUCCGUCAGCAAAGAUUAUCACGUCGGAAGAUGGCGACGAAGUCGAAGGACAGUUCUUGGUUAUCUCGGUUGUGACGCCACACCGCGAUCUGUCCCAUCAGAUUUACCAGCGUACUCGUGUUGCUCAGGUCGUUCGCGACUUCUUGCUCUCCUCUCACCCGCAGGUCUUUUCCAUCACGGCCAAGCGUGCCACUUAUGGUCCUGUUCAAGACCACUACUCCCAAAAACUGGUUUUCACAACUGCCGAACCGUUCCCGACAAUUCUUCGCCGAAGCGAAAUAAUUGAUGUCGGCGAACUCGAGCUUUCUGCUCAUGAGACUGCUUUGGAGCGUAUUGUGCGCAAGACGCAGGAGAUGGCUGCUUUGGAGCGGCGCAUCUCGGAAGGCGAUGACAAGAACAUGCAACUUCUUCUGGAUGCUGUAGCGGUUUCUGUGAAUCCGAAAUCUGACCAGAGUGUGGCCUGCUACCGCAAGCUUCUGCCUGAGCCGAAGAGCGACAAUGAAUAUGACGAGGAUGAUGAGGAAGAAGAUGAAGAGGAGCUGAGCCCUAGCAAUGCGGCCAUCAAGACGGCUCUCAUUGAUCACGCCAUGGUGCUUAAAAAGUGCCUAGCGCUAUUUGGACGAACCAAGUCUGAUCCUUUUGCUGCAAGCAGGCACGAUGAGUUGGUUCGCCACUUUGAGAGCACCUUUGCUCCCGAAAUCCUCACCUUUACUCCGCCAGCCCCUAUCAAAGAAUUGAUCUCCACACCAUCGACCAUUUUCAGAGGCACAUCACCUUCUAUUGAGCAAAGCCCCAGGUGGCAAACUGUCGUGUCUCCAAAUGGCGGAACAAAACUCGAAGAAGCCGCUGUUGUUCGUCGUGUCUCUCUGCAACAGCCGCGAGGUACGCGCCUGAGUUUCCUCGGUGGCAAGAAGAAGAGUGUCGACCACCAAUCCGACCUAAACGGCAUCAGCGAAUCACCAAAGGGCCACGGCCACAAUCGAAGCCUCAGCAAAGACAAUGUUACGCGGCAGGCCAUGUACCGAUCUCACUCUAGCGAUGCCAGCAGCGUAGAGCGGCGCGGCAGCACGACCAGCACCGAAAGGCGCGCAUCACAAGACGACAGGGACGCGCCAGCUAAAGAGUCUCGCCUGAUGAAGCGUGGCAACAGCGUGCGCAAAAGAUUCAGCUUGCUUAAGCUGGGCAUCAAAACCAAGAACAAUGCAGUCAUGGGCAGCGUUGACGAAGAAUAA